This is a messenger RNA of Abrus precatorius (Indian licorice), 489 nucleotides long. Its product is annotated as 16.9 kDa class I heat shock protein 3-like. Gene Ontology annotation, biological process: protein folding; response to heat; response to salt stress. Lineage: Eukaryota; Viridiplantae; Streptophyta; Magnoliopsida; Fabales; Fabaceae. The record is from RefSeq and is a predicted model, not a curated record. The transcript is spliced from 2 exons. Bases 1 to 489 code for a protein of 162 amino acids.
AUGGAUUCUUUAGGAUCAUAUCGUGGAAGGCAAAGAGGGGACUGGCGUGACUACCCUUGGCCUGCAUCUACAUUCACUGAUUUGUGGGACCCUUACAACAAUUGGGACAUUGGUCGUCGGGGCGUUGGCAAUGAUGAUAUCACCUAUGCUCUUGCUCAUGCUCACGUUGACUGGCGUGAGACUGAUACAGCUCAUAUCUUCCGUGCUGAUCUCCCUGGGGUGAAGAAAGAGGACCUGAAGGUGCAAGUGGAAGACAAUAAGAUACUGCAGAUAAGCGGGGAGAGGGUGAAGGAGAAGGAGGACCAAAACGACAAGUGGCACCGCGUUGAGAGGCAGUGCGGCAGCUUCAAGCGGCGGUUCCGGCUGCCGGAGGACGCGAACUCCGAACAGAUUGGGUGCACUCUGGAGAAUGGUGUCCUCACGGUGACCGUGCCCAAGAUCGAGACCAAGCCAGAGAACAAGAAUGUGAGGCUGAUCAAUGUGGCUUGA